Elaeis guineensis (African oil palm) is the source of this 853-nucleotide messenger RNA. RefSeq names its product heat stress transcription factor B-4d-like. Gene Ontology annotation, cellular component: nucleus. Lineage: Eukaryota; Viridiplantae; Streptophyta; Magnoliopsida; Arecales; Arecaceae. Gene Ontology annotation, biological process: regulation of transcription by RNA polymerase II. Gene Ontology annotation, molecular function: RNA polymerase II cis-regulatory region sequence-specific DNA binding; DNA-binding transcription factor activity. The record is from RefSeq and is a predicted model, not a curated record.
UAUUAUAGGCAAGUGGAGAGAAGCCACCGCCACCUCCAAUGAGCAAGAAAGUCAGACGCUUCUCCUCCUCUUCUCAACAAUAACUUAAACUCUUAGCUCCCAUGGAGGCCAGCAGGAAGACUGCAUCGGCGUCGAACCGGCCGGGCCGCACACCGAGCAUGAGGGCCAGAUCACUGGCCCCAUUCCUCUCGAAGACUUAUGAACUCGUCGAGGGAUCGGAGGCACCGCAUGUCGUCUCAUGGAAUGAAGAAGGGAGUGGGUUUGUUGUGUGGUUGCCGCAGGAGUUCUCACAGUUCAUACUGCCCAAAUACUUCAAGCACUGCAACUUUGCCAGCUUCAUCCGCCAGCUUAAUACAUAUGGAUUCAAAAAAUCUGCUUCUGAUCGUUGGGAAUUCCGGCAUGAGAAGUUUCAAAAGGGCAGAAGGCAUUUGCUAGCAGAGAUUACUAGAAGAAAAUGUGAACCAAGUGUCUUCCCUAGUUUUCUAAAAGCCUGUGAAAAAUGCCCACCUCCAGUAGAGAAUGAUCUACUUGAAGAAAACAAGGUCCUACAGCAAAAGAAUGCAGAGCUGCUGUCGCAGAUCAAACAUUACAAGGCUCUCGAGGGAGAAUUGCUAAAACGCCUAUCCCAAUAUGUCAGAUGAUGACGAAAACGUCAUUUCCUGAGUACAGAGAAUAAAUUUUCUCCAAGUUGAAAGCGAAAAAUGGCACACGUUCUCCACCAUGGAAAAUCAUUUUCAAUACACACACUGGAACUAUAUGACAAAUCAAACAUUUUCCAGAUCAACUAAGCAUUCAACACUCACAGACCUUUUUCUGUAUAAUUUCUUAUUAAUUACCAACUCUCAUGCAAAUA